AUGGCCGUAAUGAGGAUACUAGAUGAUAUUCGAACAUCACAAUACCGACGAGACUACCUUGAACUCAGUGGUAUUUCUGGAUAUCAGCGAUAUCUAGCAAUCCAAUGGCUUACUAGUGUUCGAAAUUAUGUGAAUGACAUGAAGACAAGAUCUUGCCGCUAUGUUUGCAGAAGCCCAAUUGCACUGGACUACUACAAUCUCUAUGAGUCAGCCUUAGUCGAGUUUAAUGAUGAAAUGAAACAGUGGAUUAAGACAGCUUUUCAGUAUAUAUACGAAUUGUCGCUGACAUGGGUGCCAUUAGGCAGAGUAACAGCAAACUCGAAGGCCGCACUUAUUCUUUUCCUUAUUCGGUAUAUCCUCAGGAAGUAUUGUGACUGCGAUGCUCCGGAUAACAAUUGUAGACAUCGAUUUAUGGAAGUGUGGCCGUCAAAUUUGGCCAGGUUGACCGGAUGUAGGCAGACCGGCUACUUCCUUCAUGGGGCUAUGAACUACGCUAAUCUGCUUUUCGGGUCAAGUAGAGGAAUGCAUAUUUUUAAUGACGACGAACAUUGUAGCGGCGAAAUUGCGUUUUCUAAAUACAGAAAUUCUGUGGCAACCGAUCCUAAAUUACUAAACCCAUCUGAGGAAGAUUAUGGCUUCGGAGAACUUUAUGCGGGAAUCGAAGAUUUAACACAAAUAGAAGUUGAUGAACUAGAAGAUAUACCAGAAGAAGAGCCUGUUAUUCUUCAAACGUUUGCAGAGUUCGCAGUCUACGUAGAACUGAUCACACCUUGCCAUAAUGAGCUGUAUGAAAUAAUGAUGAGAAAAAUAAUUUUUUAUCGAAAUUCUGAAUUCCAUUUAGACGGUGUUCUUCAUUCGGAAGCUUUUCAUAAAACUGAUGUCGAUGAAGCGAUGGCAAUGGGAGAGGCUGAGAGGCGUGAACAAGUCACUACAGCAUAUAAUGUCUGGUCAACAGAUGUAGCAGAUGCUCAGGAUGAAAAUUGUAUGGAAUUUGAAAUUGAAGAUCUAGCAGAGCAAAAUGCGAUUGUCGAAGAAAGAUUAGAAGAAAUACAAAACAAACAAAAAUUAAUGAUAUGUAUGGAUGAAAUCCGAAGUUCUGCUUACUGUUCGGAGUUUUGGCUCAGAAGUGGAGUAUCUCAUUAUCGUCGUGCACAUGUCGUAGAAUGGAUUUCAAAGAUGCAAAGGCUACUGCGCUGGUCAGAUAUUGCUUUUUAUGCAGCCGUUGAUCUGUUAGACGCGUAUCUGUUUGUAAAUGUAAUAGUACCAUCAGAUUAUGAAAUGAUAGCGUUCGCAUGCUUGAUUCUGGCCCACCACAUCAGAGAUAAUACAAAUCUGGAGGAAAUUUAUCGCAUGUUUCCUGAAAUUGGAUCAUUUUAUACCAUAAAUCAAGUAAUUAACUAUGUUGAUGAAAUGAAAACGAAAUCGUGUCGAUACCUAUGCAGAUGUCCAACCGUGAUGGAUUACUAUGAACUUUACGAACCAUUUUUAAUUGAAUUCGAAUAUGAUUUAAAAGAUUGGGUAAAUAAAUAA
Messenger RNA from Rodentolepis nana, 1530 nucleotides. The record is from the annotation of a GenBank genome assembly. Lineage: Eukaryota; Metazoa; Platyhelminthes; Cestoda; Cyclophyllidea; Hymenolepididae.